UAUAAAAUGAACUUCAAACAUUAGUUUUAAUGUAUCUUUCAAACAUUAAACUUCUUGCUAAAAUGUCUUAUAAACGGUCAACUAUGUGGAUUUUGUUCAGUGCACUGUUCUGGUAUUUGGCGAUCCCUACAACGGAUGGAGCGCCUCAUGAAAGUAUUCGGCGGCUCUGUGGUUUACAACAGUACAACCCGAAUAACCAACUUUGCUGCUCAGGUCAGCUGUAUGGCCGUCACAGUGAAGGAGUUGAGCAGAAAUGCUGCGGAGGUAAGACGUAUUCGGACCACUCGGCCAUUUGUUGCCAGAGCAACGCAGUCGAAAGAUCCAGCCUGCACCGGUACAUUAACCCAGAGUGCUGCGGUGGGAAUAUAUACAGCAACACAAACGCAUCCGAAGAUUUGACACAACCGAAUGCAUGUUGCGGAAACCCAGCCAUCGGUUUGUCGUACAACAGUAAAGCAUACUACUGCUGUGGUGGUAUGUUGACACGUCGGACUCCGGAAAGCAUUAUGGGCUGUUGUUGCGGAAGGCCCUUCGAGCAGCAGCUGGGAGCGUCGUACGGGCGGGAAUGCGUUAAUUGUUCAAUACAGGAGCACAGGCUACAGCAAUGCGGCGACAAGUCCUACAACCCCGCCAGUCACGUGUGUUGCGGUAACAAAGAUUUGAAGGCGGUCCCAAUGGAUGAGUUCUCGUCUCUGGAAGCUGCCCCCGUGUGGACAUGUGUGGAAGGACAGGUGAUCAACCGUAACCUCCACUCCCCGGACCGCACAGGGCUAAACAUCAUACCUACUGGCACGGACACUUGCGGUCAAGUUAUUUACGUCAAACACGAAAGUAUUAUCUGCUGCAAAGGGAAACAACGAAAAGUUGCAUCCGAUAACGUGGAGUGUUGCCAGGCAACGGGAGAACUGUACGACACAACUAUACAAAGCUGCUGUGCUGGUCAAGUGAUUCAGUUAGGUUUAUUUGGCUGCUGCAACAACGAAAUAUAUAACGACACGUAUCACGAUUGCUGCCAUGGAUUGAAGAUAUUCAACAACGACAAACAAGUGUGUUGUCUUAAUCGUAAUCGCCCGUCUGUUAGAGCCAAACAGGCCCCAAAUCAUACAGGCUGCUGCGGCUCAGAAACAUACAGCGCGGAUGAACAUGAUUGCGUCAAUGAAAAUCUGCAGCCGAUCACAACAACAACAACAACAACACCACAAUCGACGGAUGUUGAAGAGAACGGCACACAGAAACAGAGGACAUGUCCAUUUUGCUCCGAGAGAAAAGGAAACAACUCGAAAACAAGAUUUUGCAUAAAACGACGAGAAUACUCAAUAGUUCUCACGGACCUGGGAACAUCUCCGAAGAACAUGACAAGACUGAAAGGAGUGGUCCUCUCUCCCAAGCGUCACAGAGGAGAUAGGGUCGAGGUCCGUACCCCAUAUAAAUGCCACUGUUUUGAAAAGGAAGCCCUGUACCUCAUAGACACUAACAAACGAAUGAGGCCAAUGCGCCACCAAAGACGCACGCUUCGGUUGACGUCUAAGGACAAAAUGGUACCAGAGACCCAAAAGUCGCCAUGUUUGAUCUAUAAUGACUUGGAAGCAAUUUUCAACGGAAAAUCAUGACCCACAUCGCUUUAGGAUUUUUAUUUAACUUUAAUUCGCACGCGUUACCCACUGUCAUUAAAAAAUAAAACAUAAACGCUAUGGCUCUAAAUAGGCAGCACAUCUAUUGAACGGGGCAUUUAUCCUGGGACAAACAACAUACCUAUCGUGACCACGUCAAACGCCGUCGUACGACAAAACGGGCAUUUACCUGCUCAUUAUUGGGAUUUUGUGUACACAUGUAUGUUAAUGGUGAAUAUCGGAUGACAAUUGUUUUUGCAAGAAUACAAAGCUAUCGUGUUUGUGGAAAAAAAAUAUACUUACUAGUUAGCUUAUAUGCACCGUUUAAUAAGUCGAAAAUAAAGCUUUAAAUGGAU
Messenger RNA from Mya arenaria, 1966 nucleotides. RefSeq lists its product as uncharacterized. Bases 30 to 1610 code for a protein of 526 amino acids. The transcript has 9 exons. The record is from RefSeq and is a predicted model, not a curated record. NCBI's taxonomy places the organism in Eukaryota, Metazoa, Mollusca, Bivalvia, Myida, Myidae.